Molecule: messenger RNA, 447 nt
Organism: Fonsecaea monophora
Lineage: Eukaryota; Fungi; Ascomycota; Eurotiomycetes; Chaetothyriales; Herpotrichiellaceae
Exons: 2
Coding region: 1-447 (148 amino acids)
Source: RefSeq, a predicted model, not a curated record
AUGGGGUUCGUCAAAGUCAGUGGCAAUGGUCUCCGAGAGACGCGUGGAAACAGCAUCGGGUUCAUCGAUGCCUUGUCCGAGCUUCGUGUUAUGCCGUUCACGGGUUCAAAGGCUGUGGCAUCGAGCUUCUUGGUGCCUGGGAGCCGAUCAUGUCGCGCUGGACGGCGGACGAUCAUGCUUACUCUAGAAGAGGCAAUCAACAGUGGUGACAGGACCACCAUAUAUCUGCUGCGCUUCGGUCUCAUCGUCGUCGUCUUGGACCGUUCCUCCUUGAGAGCGCCUGAAGACGACGACCGCGUCGAAGCAAACGCCAACCUAAAGACCGCCUCCCGGGUCCUUGACCACGUCUACGCGGAGAGCGGCCGUCGCUACGGCGACGUCGUGGCCAGGCCUCCUUUAGUCCGAGAGACGAGGAAGUCCAAGUCGACGACGAGUUCCAACAGCUAG